Molecule: messenger RNA, 792 nt
Organism: Amaranthus tricolor (Joseph's coat)
Lineage: Eukaryota; Viridiplantae; Streptophyta; Magnoliopsida; Caryophyllales; Amaranthaceae
Product: 10 kDa chaperonin, mitochondrial-like
Exons: 3
Coding region: 188-481 (97 amino acids)
Cellular component (GO): mitochondrial matrix
Molecular function (GO): metal ion binding; protein folding chaperone; ATP binding
Source: RefSeq, a predicted model, not a curated record
ACCCUAAAUUAAAUCAGCCACUGGCUUUCAAGAAGGUUCUAGUUACUUUUACUCUGGUUGUAAGCUUAUAGGAUAGCCUUGUCCUAACUAUUUAACCACAAUUUCACCAUUAGCAGUUUCCUUCUUCAACAAUUGUGAACCCCAAUUUCCUAUCUCCUUCAAUUCAGUUAUUUUUGCAGUUUAAGAAAUGGCAAAACGGUUGAUUCCCACAUUCAAUCGUAUUUUGAUUGAGAAAAUUACAGCCCCAGCUAAAACUACUACUGGAAUCUUGCUUCCAGAAUCUUCUAACAAGUUGAACUCUGGGAAAGUCAUUGCUGUGGGACCGGGGUCUCGUUCCGAUGAUGGGAAACUGAUCCCUGUGAGUCUUAAGGAGGGAGAUACAGUUUUUUUGCCUGAAUAUGGUGGCUCUGAGAUCAAGCUUAAAGACAAAACGUAUCAUCUUUACAGGGAAGAUGACAUUCUUGGUACGCUACACGACUGAUUUGGAUUCAGAUGUAUGUUGGAGAUUCUCCAUGCCCUCACCCCUUACCCCUUUCAAAAAUUGGAGUUCUUUGGGUUGCAAAACCGAACUUGAUAGUCUUUUUGGAUAGAAAUUAUUUGUCUCUUUUUCAUGCCAUUUUACCUUUGAGGCUUUGACAUUACAUGUACUUCUAUUAUGUCUUGAUAAAAGAUGUUGCGUUAUCAGUAAACUUCGUUGGCGUUCCAUGCCUCAGGCUGUAAAUAGUUUUCAGCUUCGGAACUGGACUUGUGAUGCACGAAUCCGACCUUGGAAUUAUUAAGCCUUUUGUUGAA